CCAUCUCUCUUAUCUUUUUCUUCUUUCACAGUUUCUUCGCUGGUAAAACAACGAACGAAGGAGCAAACGCACCGACACGAAUCGUCCGACACGACCCGAAACACCUGUACCGAAUCGUCACCGAUAUUUCAGCUCUCAUUUGCCGAUAUUAUUAUUUACCUAUAUUAUUAUCUCGUCCUGGACUUCAAAUCUGUAAGUGUCGAAAUCCCUCACCCAUUCGGCUGACAUGAAAUCCUCAGCUCAAAACGGCACGCUUUUAUUUCUCGAGCCCUAUAAUCGAUCCAUUUCCGUUGAUUAAAUCAUCGAUUGUUGAAACAUUCGCCGUUUAUCUUAUUUGGAAUGAUUUUUGUUUUUGAUGAAAGCAAUUUGGGGUUAUUAAACUUUGGAAGGAUUGGUGUUUAUUGAUAUUUGAUUUGGAUAAGAUUAAGAGCUAGGGUUAGGGUUUUCUAUUGGGAAAAUUGAAAGAUUGAGAAUUUGUUGGAUUCUAGGGUUUGAUUUGAAUAUCGUAUAAUAGGUGUGGGGUUAGGAGGAUAAUGUGUAUAUUGUGUGUGAUUCAGAAGUGGUCUCGCCGGGUUGCUACAAUGCUACCUUGGUUAGUUAUUCCACUUAUAGGGCUAUGGGCUUUGUCACAGAUUUUGCCACCGGCCUUUCGAUUUGAAAUCACGUCACCGAGGCUGGCAUGUGUUUUUGUGCUUUUGGUUACUCUAUUUUGGUAUGAGAUUUUGAUGCCUCAGUUAUCAGCUUGGCGUGUGCGUAGAAAUGCACGUCUGAGGGAAAGGAAGAGGUCUGAGGCUAUUGAAUUGCAUAAGUUGAGGAAAACUGCUACGCGGCGAUGUAGAAAUUGCUUGACUGCAUAUAGGGAUCAGAACCCAGGUGGUGGUAGAUUUAUGUGUUCAUAUUGUGGCCAUAUUUCAAAGAGACCAGUCUUGGAUUUGCCUGUGCCACCUGGGGGAUUGGGGAUAUCCAAUUCAGGGAUUAUUAAGGAGCUUGUUGGAAAAGGUGGGAAGAUUUUGAAUGGGAAGGGAUGGUCUGAGAAUGGAUGGAUGUGUGGUCAGGAUUGGUUAGAAAAUGGGAAUUGGGUUAGUGGGUCAAUUGCAGGGAAGUCUAACUAUUGGCGGAAGAAUGGGAGUGGGAUUUUUGGAGGAGAUGAGAACUGUUUGGCAGAGAAGUCUUACUCUGGAGCUGUUAUUUUUGCCUGCAAGUUGUUGACAUCUUUUUUCUUGAGCAUUAGGUGGCUUUUGAGAAAGAUUUUUAGAAUUAGUUCAUCACAUGAAGAUUCUUCGUCUGAUGCAGAUCAUAGAGGGAUGAUGGCUAAGAGGGGUGAAAAUGAGUUAAAUUACCAUGAACGUAGAGGAGAGAAGGCACGCAGAAAAGCUGAGGAGAAGAGACAGGCUAGGUUAGAGAAGGAGCUUUUGGAAGAGGAAGAGCGAAAACAGAGGGAGGAGGUUGCCAGGUUGGUGGAGGAACGUAGGAGACUCAGGGAUGAGAAGAUGGAGGCUGAAAAAGAACGGGGCAUAACUUCACCUUCUGUCAAGGAGAAGGAUAGUAAGAGAGAAGCGGAAAGAAAGCGUCAGGAAAGAAGAAAAGAGAGGGACAAGGGGUCUAGUAAGAGUAACUCUGAUGCAGAAGAACUGGAAAAGAAAGCUGGAAAGGAAAAUGAGCGGAAGCGUGAUUUUGAUAGGAAGAGUGAGAAUGAUCGGCGUGAACAUCAGAAAUUUGGUACAGAUAUUGUCAAGAGCCAUGGCAUGGAAACAGUACAUGGUGGAAAAACUUCUGCAAGUAAUUAUACUCGGGAAAAUGCUGGGACUAGGUACCUGGAUCGUAUGAAAGGUACAUUUUUGUCUUCUUCAAAAGCUUUUAGUGGAGGUAGUUUCUUUGGAAAGGGUGCUAAUAAUCCUGUUACCGUUGCAAAAGAGAACAAGUCUAUUAGUUCAGUAGAUCAUUUUCACCCUUCUGCCCAGAGGAGAGAUUUUUAUCCAUAUGACCGUGCUGGGAAGUUAAUACAUGGAGAUGAUAAAAGCAUCAACCGCCCUGUGCUUGCCGAACCACAACCAAGGACUACAACAAAAAAAUCAUGGCAACAGUUAUUCACACGUUCAUCAUCAGUUCCUGCUACCUCAAAUACUAAUGUCAUUAGUAGACCAAAUCCGAAAUUGCCCACCGAAGUUCAAAGUCCACCAUUACCUGCUCAAUCGUCAGCAAUGCAAACAUUUGAUAAUCCAAUCAAUUUUGGGCUGCCAUCACCAUUUACACUAUCUACCUAUCCGAAUGUUUCCACUGCUAGUAGUUUAGGGUUUUCUCCUGUAAUUGAACCGGUUGGACCUCAUGAAUUUAUACCUGAAGAGACAGAGCUUUUUGAAGAUCCAUGUUAUGUGCCUGAUCCAAUAUCUUUGCUUGGGCCUGUUUCUGAGUCGCUUGAUAAUUUUCAACUGGACCUGGGGGCUGGUUUUGCAAAAGACAUCGGAUCUGAAAGGGCUCAUGCUUUGAAGAAUGCGUCUUUUACCUCUGAAGUCAGUAAGCCAUCUCCGAUUGAGUCUCCAUUGUCACGAUUGCGAGUUGCUGAUGAAAAGCAUAACAAUUCUAAUUGGUUUCCAAGUACACCUAUGGUUCAAGAUAUGCACACAUAUCCAGUGGAUGAUACGAAUGGAACUGAGAAUGGAACAUGGCAGAUGUGGAACACUUCUCCUCUUGGGCAGGAUGGUCUAGGUCUGGUAGGUGGCCCCCCAAGCUGGAUUUUACCCCCAGAACGGAAUAGAUCAAACAAGGAAGACUUUGUGCAUCCUUCUUCUCAAAAGACAAUGGUAUCACUGUUCACAAAAGAGGACCUAGUCCUUUCUGGCACUCAUUCUCCUCAGAAGGUUUUUCUUGGUAGUGGCCAGAAAGGUGGGGCAUUUAGCCCUGUAACUGGUUCAAGUGAUCAUGAUCCGUGGUUACAGAAUACUUUCUUUCGGCCAUUGUCGGCCAAUGACCAGUUUUCUCUCAGAGCACAGGAAGAUAGUACUCAAAAUGAAAUGAUAUAUGGGAGUCCCAGUGGAUCUGCAACUAACCAUUCAUUUGACCUGUCUCCAGCAAAUUGUUGGUCCAAAUUGACCUUUGAAUAUUUAGGCCGACAUUGUCAAGUCUCUGUAGCAUCUGCUGUAUUGAUUAGAACUAAAAUGUCUGCCGCUAACCUGUCUUUAAAGGAAGUAUCUGUUCAGGAAGUGUUUAAAAUCUCACAAUUGUUGUCUGAAUCUUGUUUGGCAGAAAGGAUUGCACGCAGAAAAGCUGAGGAGAAGAGACAGGCUAGGUUAGAGAAGGAGCUUUUGGAAGAGGAAGAGCGAAAACAGAGGGAGGAGGUUGCAAGGUUGGUGGAGGAACAUAGGAGACUCAGGGAUGAGAAGAUGGAGGCUGAAAAAGAACGAGGCAUAACUUCACCUUCUGUCAAGGAGAAGGAUAGUAAGAGAGAAGCGGAAAGAAAGCGUCAGGAAAGAAGAAAAGAGAGGGACAAGGGGUCUAGUAAGAGUAACUCUGAUGCAGAAGAACUGGAAAAGAAAGCUGGAAAGGAAAAUGAGCGGAAGCGUGAUUUUGAUAGGAAGAGUGAGAAUGAUCGGCGUGAACAUCAGAAAUUUGGUACAGAUAUUGUCAAGAGCCAUGGCAUGGAAACAGUACAUGGUGGAAAAACUUCUGCAAGUAAUUAUACUCGGGAAAAUGCUGGGACUAGGUACCUGGAUCGUAUGAAAGGUACAUUUUUGUCUUCUUCAAAAGCUUUUAGUGGAGGUAGUUUCUUUGGAAAGGGUGCUAAUAAUCCUGUUACCGUUGCAAAAGAGAACAAGUCUAUUAGUUCAGUAGAUCAUUUUCACCCUUCUGCCCAGAGGAGAGAUUUUUAUCCAUCUGACCGUGCUGGGAAGUUAAUACAUGGAGAUGAUAAAAGCAUCAACCGCCCUGUGCUUGCCGAACCACAACCAAGGACUACAACAAAAAAAUCAUGGCAACAGUUAUUCACACGUUCAUCAUCAGUUCCUGCUACCUCAAAUACUAAUGUCAUUAGUAGACCAAAUCCGAAAUUGCCCACCGAAGUUCAAAGUCCACCAUUACCUGCUCAAUCGUCAGCAAUGCAAACAUUUGAUAAUCCAAUCAAUUUUGGGCUGCCAUCACCAUUUACACUAUCUACCUAUCCGAAUGUUUCCACUGCUAGUAGUUUAGGGUUUUCUCCGGUAAUUGAACCGAUCUUACCUCGCGUUGGAGACGGACCUCAUGAAUUUAUACCUGAAGAGACAGAGCUUUUUGAAGAUCCAUGUUAUGUGCCUGAUCCAAUAUCUUUGCUUGGGCCUGUUUCUGAGUCGCUUGAUAAUUUUCAACUGGACCUGGGGGCUGGUUUUGCAAAAGACAUCGGAUCUGAAAGGGCUCAUGCUUUGAAGAAUGCGUCUUUUACCUCUGAAGUCAGUAAGCCAUCUCCAAUUGAGUCUCCAUUGUCACGAUUGCGAGUUGCUGAUGAAAAGCAUAACAAUUCUAAUUGGUUUCCAAGUACACCUAUGGUUCAAGAUAUGCACACAUAUCCAGUGGAUGAUACGAAUGGAACUGAGAAUGGAACAUGGCAGAUGUGGAACACUUCUCCUCUUGGGCAGGAUGGUCUAGGUCUGGUAGGUGGCCCCCCAAGCUGGAUUUUACCCCCAGAACGGAAUAGAUCAAACAAGGAAGACUUUGUGCAUCCUUCUUCUCAAAAGACAAUGGUAUCACUGUUCACAAAAGAGGACCCAGUCCUUUCUGGCACUCAUUCUCCUCAGAAGGUUUUUCUUGGUAGUGGCCAGAAUGGUGGGGCAUUUAGCCCUGUAACUGGUUCAAGUGAUCAUGAUCCGUGGUUACAGAAUGCUUUCUUUCGGCCAUUGUCGGCCAAUGACCAGUUUUCUCUCAGAGCACAGGAAGAUAGUACUCAAAAUGAAAUGAUAUAUGGGAGUCCCAGUGGAUCUGCAACUAACCAUUCAUUUGACCUGUCUCCAGCAAAUUGUUGGUCCAAAAAGGAUUGGACUGCUCAGGCUACAGGAGAAGCGGUUGGAAAGUCAUCUGUCUCGAGGCCCCAUAUUGGGGGUUUAUUUCCCAACACAGAUGUACAGUCACUUUGGUCUUUUGAAUGAAAAAGGAGUAUGAGGUUCUUAAAUACACCUCCUAUUCACUAGAGGCAAACAACCUCUUUUGGUGGGAGUUUAGCACACUGAACGAAUUGUAUCUUCCUUCUUCUAUUUUAUAAGGGAGAUUGACAUUUACUUACAUUAGUUUGGAUAGGUAUACACGUGGCAUGCAUUGACUUGUGAAUCAGGUAGCAGCAGCAGCUAGAUAUGUUAAGUUUCUUUAAUUCUUUUUUAACUUCUUUCUGCUGGGGGGAGGGGGUGUCCCCAUUUUAAGGAAAUAUUGUUCUGUGGAGUAUA
This is a messenger RNA of Pistacia vera, 5402 nucleotides long. RefSeq lists its product as uncharacterized. The transcript is spliced from 6 exons. The coding region runs from base 534 to 5111 and encodes 1525 amino acids. The record is from RefSeq and is a predicted model, not a curated record. NCBI's taxonomy places the organism in Eukaryota, Viridiplantae, Streptophyta, Magnoliopsida, Sapindales, Anacardiaceae.